Molecule: messenger RNA, 510 nt
Organism: Pedinophyceae sp. YPF-701
Lineage: Eukaryota; Viridiplantae; Chlorophyta; Pedinophyceae
Source: the annotation of a GenBank genome assembly
AUGAUCCCGUCCAUGCUCGCCGCGGCGCAAACCGCGUGGGAGCUGCGAGCGCUCAUCCGUGCGAUGAAGGACGAGAUGCCUCGAACGAUGGCGGUGCUGCGGCUGUCGGGCCUGGAGCUCGCGGACGCCGCGGAGGAGGUCACGGGUCUGACGGGCGACUUGGCGGAGGGGGUGCGCAGCACGGCAAACAUGGCGACCUUGCUGAACGACAGCGUGCUCGGGGCGCCGCAGCUGGCCAAGGAGCUGACGCAGGACGCCGUGCCGGCGAUGACGAAGCUCUUGGCGCGGCAGGUCGAGGCGACGGCCAAGCUGCAGCACACGGCGGAGAUGCUUCGCGGGGCGAAAGUGGCGGCGCGGCGCGGGCGAGCGCUGAUGGGGACGGUCGGCGCGGCGCAGUGGGUGCACGGCGUCACGACGGCGGGGCAGCUGCGGGCAGGGCGGCGGCGGGCGGCCAAGGGCAGGGGCCCGAGCACGGGCAAGGGUAGCGCGCAGCAGGCCGGAUACGCGUGA